Molecule: messenger RNA, 1339 nt
Organism: Neodiprion fabricii
Lineage: Eukaryota; Metazoa; Arthropoda; Insecta; Hymenoptera; Diprionidae
Product: ferritin subunit-like
Exons: 5
Coding region: 212-859 (215 amino acids)
Biological process (GO): intracellular iron ion homeostasis; iron ion transport
Cellular component (GO): cytoplasm
Molecular function (GO): ferric iron binding; ferrous iron binding
Source: RefSeq, a predicted model, not a curated record
CUUUGUUUUUAAGGCGCUGAUGGUUGAUUCGAGAGUUUAGUUACACAUAUUAUCUGAACAAGCUUUGAAGCCUCCUUCUAUGCCAGUGUGUAUAAAGGUUGCUUCGAAAUAAGGGUACUCUUCGUUUGACAAGCUUCGAUCGAUUAAGAUACUCAUAUUCUUUGAUCUCACCUAACCCACAUAUCUGCGCACCUUGAGGUACAUCGACGCGAUGAAUUUUAUCUACGGAUUUCUCCUCCUUUUGGGUUGCUUCAGCAUCACUCCUGGGGUUUACUCAGUAUGUUCAAUUAACGAAGCACCGAUCGAUAUAAAAUGGGUGGAUAUGGUUGGAACGUGUACGAAAAGACUGAAGGAUCAGGUUCAACUGGAAAUCUCCGCAUCUAUGACAUAUCUUGCUAUGAGUGCUCACUUUGCUCGCGAUAGUAUUAGCAGACCUGGAUUCAGUAAGUUUUUCUCACAUGCCGCGGAUGAAGAACGUGAACAUGCGAUCAAACUUAUUGAAUAUCUGUUAAUGCGUGGAGAUGUAACCAAGAACUUCCAACAACUACUAACAUUCCCGCUGCAAGUGUCUUCAAUGACAUGGGCUGAUGGAGCAGCAGCACUUAAAAGUGCUCUCGCAACGGAAGUUGACGUUACAACAAAUAUUCGAAGUAUAAUUAAACACUGCGAAAAUCCAGGUGCAAAUGCUAAGAAUGAUUAUCAUUUGGUAGAUUGGCUUACUGGUGAUUUCCUAGAUGAGCAAUAUAAAGGGCAGCGUGAUCUCGCUGGAAAAUACACAACUCUUCAAAAGAUGAUGGACACUUAUGGUCCUAUUGGAGAAUUUUUGUUUGAUAAGAAACUGCUUAAUGGAGAAGUGUAAGACACAUGUUUGAUGCAAGAGCGAGGAACUGUGUUUGAUUUUAUUUUUAUUACAAAUCAGUCAUAUUCAAAAUUGAAUCAGAGUGUCAAUAAUAUUCAACCGCGUAUAUGGUAAUGUAGUAACUCUUGGUUUUACCAACACCGUAUGUUUAAUAUGCCAUAAUUAAUUUAUGGGAUAUAAUGCAAUGCAUCGUCAGUACUAAAAAUGUACUGGAAGUAAAACAUCUCAUCAACAACUCACUGGAAUAAGCGGAAUAUAAAAUAGCUGUUGGCACUGCCAGAACAUACUAUAAAAAAUAUAUGAAUACGCCCUAUAUUCUCUGAUUUACUAUUAUUAUUUCUGAAUAUGGCUUAAAUAGUAUGUGCGCAUAGUAGUUUUAAGACAAUGUAUAAAGUAAAGAGUUUAUAGUGUUUGUUAUUCGGUAAUAAUUUUCAUAAUGUAAAUGCUAUUGAGUGAAUAAACAAAUACCGCUCUAACUUA